Molecule: messenger RNA, 1200 nt
Organism: Lepus europaeus (European hare)
Lineage: Eukaryota; Metazoa; Chordata; Mammalia; Lagomorpha; Leporidae
Gene: PDZK1IP1
Product: PDZK1 interacting protein 1
Exons: 6
Coding region: 642-1151 (169 amino acids)
Source: RefSeq, a predicted model, not a curated record
UGGGGGUGGGGGGCGGGGCUCGGACCUUUAGGCCUUCUGUCAUCUCCGUGAGUGGGAGUGGGUGGAUUUAGGGAGCAACCGGGCUGGGCCAGCGGGCGGAGGGCCCUGAAGCGGGGCUGUGUCCCAGAUCAGCAGGCCAGGGACAGGUGAAGUGAGAUCAGGAAAUAGGCCAGAUGUUGGGGGAAGAGGCCAGGUAGUGCCUUCCCUGGGCCUCUGUGGUUUUCCCAGCAGGUGUCUUAAACCCAUUGUGAGCCUUCCAAGAAGCCCCGCCCACUGGGCGCCACCCAGGUAGGAGUGACACAUUGUCUCAGAGCUGCUGAGCUCAGGCAGAAACUGCCAGGUGCCUGGGACUCAGCCCACCUCGGAGGAGGAAAGUCGGGCCCAGCAGGCUGAGCACCGGCCAGGGAGGCCAGGCUUGGCAGCUCAUUACCCUGGGAGGGAGGGCGGGCAGUUUCUCCCCCUCGCCCGGCCUCUUCCUCCUCCCUUCCUCCCUCUCUCCCUGGCCUUCUUCCUUGCUGGCUCCUCUCCUGCGUGGUCAGACAGAGCCCAGGCUGAUCCGCAGGCAGAGACCUGAGGCUCCGCCGCCGCUCCAGGAACCCAGACGCACAGGGCAAGUGAAGAUCCCGCAGCUGCCUGCAGCCAUGUCCGCCCUUGGCCUGAUCCUCCUGGGCCUGCUCAUGGCAGUGUCUCCUGCCAGCUGCCAACAAGAGGCUUCUUGGGUCACAGGCGUGGGGAGACUCCAGCCCUGGGUGCAGGGCCUCAUCGCCGUGGCUGUGUUCCUGGUGCUCGUGGCCAUCGCCUUUGCCGUCAACCACUUCUGGUGCCAGGAAGAGUCGGAUCCUACGAACGUGGUCAUGACCGUGGGAAACAAGUCCGAUGGGGUCCUGGUAGGCAUGGAUGGCAGGUACUCCUCCACGGCGGCCGGCUUCAGGUCCAGCGAGCACGAGAAUGCCUACGAGAACACCCUGGAGGAGGAGGCCAAGAUCAGAGCCAGCCAGAGUUGGUGCUCAAGCCGUGUCCAGGCCCUGGGGUCUUCCCAGGAGUCUCCCCGCAGGAUAGAAGAGCCUUCCGAAGAGGACAGCCCGCUCGACACCGCCCGCCCGCCUCACGGCUCCGCCCUGACCCGUGUGGAAGGGCCCUUAUUUCUGUGAAAUAAAGACUUUUUGUACUCCUGGGGCUGAGACCCCAGGCCUCCGGCGA